Molecule: messenger RNA, 1425 nt
Organism: Schistosoma turkestanicum
Lineage: Eukaryota; Metazoa; Platyhelminthes; Trematoda; Strigeidida; Schistosomatidae
Source: the annotation of a GenBank genome assembly
AUGGCAUCAAGUUUAUAUGACGAUUUAGAUAUUUUAGACGGAACACCACUUGAUAAUUUAGCAUCAAGCGAGUUGUCGAAUAAAUCAGGAAAUGCUCCAUUGGUUGGUUUACGGGUCACUGCUAACUGGUCAGAAUCUGAUGCUACAUUAUCUAAUCAAUUCAAUGUAAAUGCUUCUUCAGUCAAUUCGAAUUCCAGUCUAAAAUUAAUGCAAUCCCACAUGGCUGUGAAACGUGCUCAAGGUCGACGCCCUGCCACAGAUUCUUCCAAUUCUCAGUGGAGUUCUCGUUCAACAUUAGCCCCAGUGGUCGAUUUGAAACAGCGUGUAUCACACGUAGAUGGUUCUUACAGAUUUAAUCAAUUAACAGGACGAUUAGAACGAUGUGUUUCAGAAAGCAGUGGAGGUAAAUCUAAACGUUCGUUGAAAUAUUCCAAUACAGCUAUGACAAAUGGUUUAUUAUUUGGUGAACCGAAUCUACCGUUGGGUGUGAUGGAUGAAUAUAAUCCUAUGAUUCCUAAUGAAUAUGAAGAAUUAGCUCGAAUCAAACGUGAACGUAGACGUGCUGAGGAAUCAGCUCUUGCAGACAGACAUCAUCGACUAGAUCCAUUUGGUAUGAACGAUCCUUCAGGAAUGUGUCGUCGUUAUGAGUAUUCAGAUGAAGAAGAUGAUGAGGAUAAUGAAUAUACUGCAGCCUCUGGUAAAAAUUCUUCCCAACCAACAAAAGGUGCUGCUAUUGCACCUCCAUCUGUUCUACUCGAAGAUGUAACUGUAACUCCUGGUUCAAAUGCAUCACAAAACCCUGAAUCAUCGACUAAUGAUGAUGAUCCUGGCGUUAGUACAGCUAGCAGUAAAUUUGGAAUUAAUGUUGUUGCAGCGAAAAUGAUGGCUCGAAUGGGAUAUCGAGAAGGACAAGGUCUAGGUAGAGAGAGUCAAGGAAUGUCGACUGCAUUAGUUGUUGAGAAAACUAGUCGACGUGGUGGCAAGAUAAUUCAUGAAAAAGAUAAACAACGUCAACAAAUUCAGACAAAUGCUGCUGCCAACAAUAGUAAUAAUCUACCUAGUUAUUUGAAUGCAAAUGUAGAGGAGACAUUUAAUAAUUUGCCACUACCAGAGAAUCGAAGUUGUGUUAUCCUUCUACGUAAUAUGUGUGGACCAGGUGAAGUCGAUGAUGAUCUUGAACCUGAAACAGCUGAAGAAUGUGCUAAAUAUGGCAAAGUAGUAAUGUGUAUGAUUUAUGAAUUGCCUGAAGCUCCGGAAGAUGAAGUAGUUCGUAUUUUUGUGGAAUUCGAAUCUGAAGAAGCAGCAACUAAAGCGGUACUUGAUUUGAAUGGUCGAUUUUUCGCUGGACGUGUCGUGAAGGCUGGAUUUUAUGAUGCAGAAAAAUUCAGGAAUCUGGAACUUGCUGAUGCACCAUUGUCUACGUAA